Aspergillus homomorphus CBS 101889 is the source of this 1992-nucleotide messenger RNA. RefSeq lists its product as uncharacterized. The transcript is spliced from 3 exons. Gene Ontology annotation, biological process: regulation of nitrogen utilization; mitochondria-nucleus signaling pathway; negative regulation of transcription by RNA polymerase II. Lineage: Eukaryota; Fungi; Ascomycota; Eurotiomycetes; Eurotiales; Aspergillaceae. Bases 1 to 1992 code for a protein of 663 amino acids. The record is from RefSeq and is a predicted model, not a curated record. Gene Ontology annotation, cellular component: cytoplasm.
AUGCAUCGAAUCGCUAAGAGAAUAGAAGAGAGGGAGAAAGAGCAGUUUGUCCUCGGAACCGAGAUACUUGAUCUCAGCGACACCGUGGAGGAUCAGGGAGUUUCAAUUCGCUACUCUUCGCGCCGUACGACCACGCUCGGGGGAGACGGCGACCCCGAAAGUCCCUGGAGGGAACAAGGAACAAUUGACAACUCACUCAACAUUCGAAAUUGUGGCGUCGUUAAAAUGCCUUCGCGUUUAUCAACCCCCGUACUAACGGUGGACACGGCCAAAAUCCACAAGGUCGAUACCGCCAAUGCACAGAGCCUACAUGGGAUGUGGAUGGUAUUCUCGAAAUGCGCCGACUACAUGGAAGAAGGACGUCGACUUGAGAAUCUCAGCUGGAGACUCUGGACCCGCGAGACAUUCUGCGUGGAGCCGGAGACUAGCAGCGAUACCUCGGUCUUGCCACUCCUCCGCACAGAAACCGCGGAUAUGCCAGAACUUUCUGCUAGUGUCGAAUCUGCCGCCUCUGAGCAGGCCGACAGGAUUGAGCAGCACAUCAGACGGCCGAAGGUUGAUCUCAAACCUGCGGUGGUCCGUGAAGACUCAAGCCCUCUUCUGAGUUUGGCUCGCGGGAAAGAGAAACAUAUCACAUCCGAAGGCUUGGAACGCAUGGUACUGAACAUCAAGGAGAAGAAGAGCUUGGAGCCUAUUCCUCCUCAACCGUUGACCGCUCCCAUUCCUCCUGUCGUGGACAUCACCUCUCGUCCGUCCACUCCGACUUCUUCCUCCCCUACCGUCUCCACAGUGAAGCGGACGCCCUCCCCGCCAUCAUAUCCUCUCCGCCAACAACAGAACCAAUCCACGGAGUCCUGCUCGACUACAGCGCCCGAAGGCAAUGAGAGCGACAACAGUGCCGGUGCUGCUGCUUCCGAUACUAGUGUUUCGUCUUCCGGCAUCAUCCCCAUGCGCUGUGAUUUAAUCAAGUCGCCGAGCAUCGUCCGUGGCUUCUCUCCUUCGCUUGUAUCCUCAUCCUACCGGUCGCAGCCCAGAUUGGCGCCCGAACCUGGACCAGCCAAGCAGUCAGGACAGCUCAAACCCAUGCCUUUCAAUAAGAAGAAAGGGGGCAUGUUCACACUGGGAGGGUCCUCUGGAGAUGACGAGAGCUCAUUUGAAGAUCGCAUCACGAUGCGGGGCCCACACCGGAGCUCACUGUCUGACGAAUUGAGCAAGCCCACGUCGAGCAAUCAGAGUCCGAAGAAGAAGGUGGCCUCGUUCAGGGAUGAGAACGGAAUCAUCAAACCCACUCGAGAACGGCUUGCGGAACAUGAAGACGCCAUUGAGACGGACGACGAGGUUUCCGAAAGCGCCAUCGAGGAUGAUUCAGACUCCGACUGGGAGGACUCGGUUACGGAAAGUGGCCGGUCGAGUGUUGAAGAGCGCGAGCUGUUCCAGCGGGUCGAUUCUCGGCCUAAUCUCGUGUCCCGUCGCUCGAUGCUGACCAUGAUGAUGCAUCAACCCACUAAAAUGGGCGCGGCCUCCCGGUCCACCCCGGCCCUUCAACGUUCCCGUCUCACCUCACCCAACGGCCCCUCGAUCCCGGCUUCCCCGCCUGACGACGAUGGGAACCUUACGAUGCGCGGUCCCGACGUGCCUCGUUCCAAGCCGAUUGUCAUGAAGCCUACCCCUCAAGCGAUUGCUCACUCGCCACGCACCACUCGACGCAAUAUGCUGGCCACGGAACUGACGGAGUCUCUCCGUCGCCACUUGCUGUGGGAACGCCAGCAGAAGAGUGCCACUGCAAAUGCGUUCCUGAAGCGACGCCAUACCGCUCACGAUAUGGCAAACCUACAAGAAUAUCCUGGUCCCAAGGGCGCCCAGAAGGGUCAAGCCGCGGGUCAGAAUGCAGGUUCCACAAUGAAGUCUACGAGCCACGGCAAAGACAAGACCGGCUCCUGGAAUAACUACACCGACUUUGGGCCUUGGGAAUACCAUGUGAAAGGAUGGUAA